CUGGGAGGAGAGUUUGCUCGGCCGCGGCUGGGGUGGCUCCGAGGGAUCGCGCAGCUGGCGGGCUGGGGAGCAAAGGGACCAGCCCGGAGGAGCAGCGGAGCAACGUGGAUCCUGCCCUGCAGGCGAUGCCCGCCUGGCCGGACCAUGUAACCGGCUGACAGCCGCUUGCGGAGGCGCCGUCGGGGCAAAGCCGUCGGGAGCAAACCCCCUUUUGGGGAUCGGAGAAGGCGCCCCGUUUGUGUCUUUGCCCGGGCUGGCUGCCAUGGGGCUGCCGACUCUGGAGUUCAGCGAUUCCUACUUGGACAGUCCGGAUUUCAGGGAGAGGCUGAAAUGCCACGAAGUGGAGUUGGAGAGGACCAACAAGUUCAUCAAGGAGCUCAUCAAGGACGGCAGCCUGCUGAUCGGCGCCCUCCGGAAUCUAUCAAUGGCUGUACAAAAAUUUUCACAGUCGCUUCAGGAUUUUCAGUUUGAGUGCAUUGGAGAUGCUGAAACAGAUGAUGAAAUUAGCAUUGCCCAGUCAUUGAAGGAAUUUGCUCGGUUAUUGAUUGCAGUGGAAGAGGAGAGAAGACGUUUGAUCCAGAAUGCCAACGAUGUUUUAAUUGCACCACUGGAGAAGUUUCGUAAGGAACAGAUAGGGGCAGCGAAAGAAGGAAAGAAGAAGUUUGACAAAGAAAGUGAAAAAUACUAUUCUACUCUAGAGAAGCACUUAAAUUUGUCGGCAAAGAAGAAAGAGUCACACCUGCAAGAUGCAGACUCCCAGAUUGACCGAGAACAUCAGAAUUUUUAUGAAGCAUCUUUAGAAUAUGUCUUUAAAAUCCAAGAAGUUCAAGAGAGAAAAAAGUUUGAAUUCGUAGAGCCGCUGUUGGCAUUUCUUCAGGGAUUAUUUACUUUUUACCAUGAGGGAUAUGAGCUGGCACAGGAGUUCGCGCCAUACAAGCAGCAGCUACAAUUCAAUUUACAGAAUACACGGAAUAAUUUUGAAAGCACCAGGCAGGAAGUCGAACGACUGAUGCAGAGAAUGAAAUCAGCCAGCCAAGAUUACAGGCCGCCGAGCCAGUGGACAAUGGAAGGCUACCUCUACGUUCAAGAGAAACGACCUCUUGGAUUCACCUGGAUAAAACAUUACUGCACUUACGACAAAGGGACAAAAGCAUUCACAAUGAGUAUUUCUGAAGCAAAGUCUGGGGGGAAAGUAAAUGGUCUUGUCCCAAGUACGCCAGAAAUGUUCAAGUUAAAAUCUUGCAUCCGGAGGAAGACAGAUUCAAUUGACAAACGGUUCUGUUUUGAUAUUGAAGUCGUGGAAAGACAUGGGAUUAUUACACUCCAGGCUUUUUCUGAAUCCAACAGGAAGCUCUGGCUGGAAGCUAUGGAUGGGAAAGAACCAAUUUAUACUUUGCCAGCUAUUAUUAGUAAGAAAGAAGAAAUGUUCCUAAAUGAAGCUGGUUUUAACUUCGUUAGAAAGUGCAUUCAUGCUGUGGAAACGAGAGGGAUAACAAUCUUGGGGCUGUACAGAAUAGGUGGCGUGAAUUCCAAAGUUCAGAAGCUGAUGAAUACCAUAUUUUCUGCUAAAUCUCCUCCUGACAUAGACAUUGAUUUGGAAGUUUGGGACAAUAAAACUAUAACCAGUGGGCUAAAGAACUACCUCAGGUGUCUUUCAGAGCCGCUAAUGACCUACAAGUUGCACAAGGAUUUCAUUGUUGCAGUCAAGUCCGAUGACCAAAAUUACCGAGUGGAAGCAGUGCAUGCACUCGUUCACAAACUGCCGGAGAAAAACCGAGAGAUGCUGGACAUCCUCAGCAAGCACUUGGUCAAAGUAUCAUUACACAGUCAGCAAAACCUCAUGACUGUUUCCAACCUCGGCGUUAUAUUUGGCCCCACGCUGAUGAGAGCCCAAGAGGAGACAGUGGCUGCUAUGAUGAAUAUCAAGUUUCAGAAUAUUGUGGUUGAAAUUCUCAUUGAGCAUUAUGAGAAGAUAUUUCACACAGCCCCAGAUCCCAACAUCCCUCUUCCUCAGCCUCAGUCUCGAUCGGGAUCAAGGAGGACAAGAGCUAUCUGCCUCUCCACAGGCCCUCGUAAGCCCAGAGGACGAUACACCCCAUGCCUUGCGGACCCAGACAGUGACUCAUACAGCAGUAGUCCAGACAGCACUCCCAUGGGCAGCAUUGAAUCACUCUCUUCUCACUCAUCAGAACAAAACAACACGACCAAAUCCACGUCUUCCCAACCCAGGGAGAAAGCAGGAGGAGUUCCAUGGAUUGCCUCAUCCCCUUCUUCCAAUGGCCAGAAGAAUUCGGGCCUUUGGACUACCAGUCCCGAAUCCUCCUCAAAGGAGGAUGCAGCAAAAACGGACAUAGAGUCUGACUGUCAGAGCAUUGCCUCCAUCACUGGUUCAGAGAAUGCACCUCCACCAACAGAUUUGACCAAAAAAGGACUAUAUAGUCUCUCUGGGCUGAAAAGGUCAACAGCUUCGUCGGUCAGGUCUAUCCCUUCCGCAGAAGGUAAUAAAAGCUGCAGCGGUUCAGUACAGAGUUUAGCUUCUCUAGAUGGCCGAGAAACCCCAAAGGCUCCAGCAAACCCAGACCUGCCACCCAAGAUGUGCCGAAGACUGCGAUUAGAUACGACAUCAAGUAAUGGCUACCAGAGGCCAGGGUCUGUGGUGGCAGCAAAGGCCCAGCUGUUUGAAAGCGGUGGCUCACUGAAGCAGACAUCCUCAGGAAGGCAAGCCAAGGCAAUGUAUUCCUGCAAAGCUGAGCAUAGUCACGAACUCUCUUUCCCUCAGGGGGCAAUAUUUUCUAAUGUAUAUCCAUCUGUGGAACCAGGAUGGUUAAAAGCGACCUAUGAAGGCAAAACGGGACUCGUUCCAGAAAAUUACGUUGUCUUUCUCUAGUAAUAGUUAGCAGACAGCAGUAUCUUCAUGGUAUCCAUGGUAACAAGCAAUAAGCACUAUGAUUUUUUUCUGUCUGACACAGACACGGGGAUCUGCCAGGCCCUGUGUGUGGUUGAUCUCCAAAGACUUCUGCAGCAGCAGAUCAUGUAGCUCCUUACAAGCGGAACAGAAUCCAAGGAAAAUAAUUAACAGGGUGUUUUGCUUUGUUCCUAAUUUUUCCACUUUUUAAAAACACGGUACUUUUUUAGGCUUCUCCAUUGGUAUAACCAGAAGUUUGUUUUGUUUUUGAAGAAGACAACAAAUCAGCUAGAGAUCCAAAGUUAAAGACUGCUGUUUGGGAGAUAUGGCUUUUUGAGCAAUCAAUUCUCACUCGGUCCAAGCCAUUUCAAGGAUUUACUAUGAAAAUAUUUGCAUAAACUUUUGAUAAAUGUCCAUAGUGGUCACAAUUCACAAAGACAACAAAUGUCAUUUGUUGGACUGCGCAUUCCUACAACUGAACACCAGCUAAUCAAAAUGUGAUGUUCUUACUGUUUUUAAAGGAAAUUUUUAAAGUGGAAAUGAUAUACAUGGAAGUAUUUUUCCCCUUUCUUUACUAGUGUGUGUUUUAUCAAUAUAAUUAUUAAUAAAUUAUAUUUAUAGACUCUGUCUGCCCUGAAACAGUGUAUACUCCAACAUCAGAGGAUCAACCUUAUUAAUAAAAGUGUUUGGGUUUUUAAAAUUCAUUUUGCUCUUGGAUCCUUUGAAAUGGAUCAAAGCAGGACACCCACUGAAUAAACAAGCAACCAACCAUAAGAACAUUGCCCUGAAAUUCAAAUGAUCUCAAAGCGAAAGAGGCAAGAACUGAGAAUUAAAAUCCAACAUAAUUUCUACAGUUGGUUUGGUGCACGAAAUCUCUUAGCAUUGUUUGUAUUUUUCUCUUGCAAAUGAGACAGAUGCCUUGCAAGGUGUGCAUUUUAUAUAUUCUGAAAGCUCUAUUCCUUACAGCCAUGUCAUCCACUUGGAGUUUGAACCUUUGCUUUCUUUGCUAUUGAAACAUUGUCUGCUGAAUUCAAAGCAGAAGUUUCUAUGGUCGAUUAUGAGCAGGAGAAUUUAAGUACUCUUUCUUUCUUCAGGGAAAGCUGAGAGCAAGAGCAGGAGGCAUGCGCCACUCCUGCUCCUCACAUGUGGCAACUUCCUUCUAUAUCAGUACAAGGAAGUUUGCCAUGCUGGGGCUCAGUUACCAGUGCACUGUAAUCAGCCUCAGCAUAAUUGGCCUAAGGAGGCUUUUUUGCAGUGUCAGGGCCCAACUAGGUCAUUUCCGCAAAGCACCAAUUCCUUAUAAUCCUGGUCUGUUUAAUCCUGGUUUUUCCAUUUGUAAGGCUGCCCGUUUUGCAAAGGAAUCCCGUGAAGACUGGGAGGAAAUACUCCAAUUUCUUUCGUAUGAGUCUGUGACUUCUGUAUUUACAUUGCAAGUAUAUCUGAGCAUGCCUGGUGUCCCACGUUCUGAUUGGCUGUUGUUUUUGAGUGGAAUCUUGAAUGUACAUCAUGCAGGGAGAUCAGGAAGCUGGGAGGGGGGGAAAUUGUUCUGCUCCUGAUUGGUGUUCGCACAGUUGCAGGCUCUAGCAGACUCACCCUGGGAUUUUUGAAAAGAACUACCAAUUUGGUGGGUUUUGAAUACCCUGGGAUGAGGGAAAUAUCAGGGGGCAAACUCACUUUAGGACCGGGAACCGUGCGAACAUCUCAGCUGCACAGGGAUAUUUUUCUUGCUCAGCCCAAGAUAUUUUGACCGUGCAGAAACAACCCUAGAGGGGCAUCGAUUUUGUUCUUGUUUUGUUAAUCUUAAUGGAUAUGAGAAAUCCUAACUCAAAGGACAGAGGUUAUGAAUUCACACAACCAUGUUUGAAUCAGUGCAAUCCUAAAUUACACACUUCUUAGCUUAUUGACUUCAGUGGGCUUGGAAAAGUGGUAGCUGUCCUUAGGAUUGUAUUGUUCAUCUCUCGUGACUCAAGCUUGACUGAUGCACGCAGUAGAAUUAAGCGGUGAUAACAGGUUGCCCCAGACCUCAGCUGUAGCUGUACUACUUCAUGCUGCUUUUUUGGAAGACUUUCGUGAAAGUUCUUAUUUAUUUAUUUUUAAUUCAUGCUAGUAGAAACUAGGACAACUGGGCUUGAACAUGUCUAUACGAUGGGUUAAUUUUUUGUUCUUGCAGGGAGUUUUUCGCAGCCUCUCCCAAGGAAAUUCUUGAUCGAUUACCCUCUGCGUGUGGGGAGAGGAGUCAGGGCAGCGUGAGUGUGACAGACACACGGCGUUCGUGCUCUUCAAAAGCAGAAAGAUGUAUUGUGAUGUCUGAAUGUAGCCAUAGAGUUUCCUUCAUCACUGCAUAUAAAAAUAAAUAAAUCAAAACUUGUGGUA
Messenger RNA from Sphaerodactylus townsendi, 5278 nucleotides. RefSeq names its product Rho GTPase activating protein 42 (gene ARHGAP42). The record is from RefSeq and is a predicted model, not a curated record. Gene Ontology annotation, molecular function: protein binding; GTPase activator activity. Gene Ontology annotation, biological process: signal transduction. Lineage: Eukaryota; Metazoa; Chordata; Lepidosauria; Squamata; Sphaerodactylidae. The transcript has 24 exons. Bases 263 to 2887 code for a protein of 874 amino acids. Gene Ontology annotation, cellular component: cytoplasm.